This is a messenger RNA of Caenorhabditis auriculariae, 12198 nucleotides long. NCBI's taxonomy places the organism in Eukaryota, Metazoa, Nematoda, Chromadorea, Rhabditida, Rhabditidae. The record is from the annotation of a GenBank genome assembly.
AUGCCGAGGCCUAGUAGUAGUCCAAUGAAAAGUCCCGAUAAAAAUGUGGAAGAAAAAGGAGGAGAACCGACUACGAAUGGAGAAAAACAAGGAAGCAUCAACGACACAGAAGGUCUUCAAGUUGAAAGUACUCGGCCCAAGCGUAACGCACGGAAAAGCGUUUUGCUUUCGAGUGGCGAUUAUGAGGUUCGGUUUUGAGAGAGAAGAAGCGGGGCUAACCUUUUUUCAGAUAAACAUGCCUGGAGUGAAGCAAGAAGAGCCGGAAGAAGAGGCUGCGACUGUGACGGCCGUUGAGCCUGCAGUUGUGAACAGACAGGGAUUGAAGAGAGGUAGACCUUCUACAGCCAAGGAUGGUCAGAGUGCGAAGAAAAAGCCACUUCCUGAAGAUGUCAUCAAGGAAGAAGUUCGUGGCUUUACAGAAGAAAAACAAUUAUUAUUGUUUCAGCCAGCUCAAGCGAGCACAUCUGAGUUUGUACAGAAAAAUGAAGAAACCGCCGCUAAUUCUUUCGAGGCGGUACCUGAACUUGGACCGGUCGAGGAAUUUGAAGAGGAAUUGGAAGACGGAGACUUGACAAGCGAUGGGGAUUUGGAAGAGAAUGAAAAUCCUCCAGAGUUGGAAGUUUCCGCCGUGUGAGUUAUUAAAUUCUUUUUUUUUCAACUUCUCGAGUUAUUAGACUGAAGAGAGGUCGAGGGAGGCCGAAAAAAAUGCACAUCCAAGACGGAGACAAGAAGACCAAGCCAGGAAACGCUUCGCGAAUUUUCCGACCAUCGCCUCGGAUCAAUCGGAAUGGAGAUCGAGCAGUCAGCAAGAGCAUUGCAGAACGCUACAACACCUACUCUGUCAAAUUGGUAUAUCGAUUUCUUCUCUUAGCGGUGCUUUGGCUCUUAUUUUGAAGUCGAGAAAGCACAGAACUUCUCGGAAAAUGGCAAAAAGUGGUUUUUGUUUUAUUCCUAUCUACAUGUGAUUUUUGCGUCCGAGAGUUUGAGAAAUGUUAAGGAUGUCGCAAUUUUUCGGAGCUAAUCAAAAAUUAAGUUCAUAGUUACUUUGGAAAAAGGAUAAAUUUUUCAUUUUAAAUUUAAAAAAAUUAAAAAUUUCUGUGAAGGGGAGCUGGUAAUCGUACCCGAAGACAAAAAAAUAUGUUAGGCACUUUUUUUGGUUUCGUUAUGCAUCUCAUAGAAUUAUUCAGAUCAGUUUCUAUCGAAAGUAAAAAUUCGUGAAAAAACCCUUUUCGAGCUUUUCCUCUCCAAUUUCCACCUUAUUUUUAUCGGAAUCCUAUGACGCUUAGCAGAUGAUUCUUUUGGACUAGAACUAUUUGCCACAAGUUCGGUUCAGAGCUGCAGUUUUCACUUCAAUAGAUUCCCUUGUUAAAGAAAACCAUUUUCCCUUGUAUAUUACUGUUUUUCGACUUUGAAAAAAUAGUUUUUCGAAGCCUUGCAGAGUUUGAACUCUUUCAAAAAGCAGUUUGAUCGAAAUAUAAAAAGAUCUCAUGUAGGUGUAAUCGUAAAUCUCUGAAAUUUUGCGUUUUAAAUAGUUUUGAUUUUUGCAUAUGCAACGUUUGCAGUUCGAAGAUGAUAUCGGGAUGACAGAUCUUGGAGAUUGUUAUGCGACGGUGAUUCCGGGCUGUUUAUCUUACUUGUUACGAAAAGAGCGGAUCAUAGAUAUGCUAACGAACGUCAGCGAAAUAGACCAAAUGUAAGUUAGGUACCUUUUGGAAGCGAAAAUCGCGACUUUGAAGACGGGAAAGUGGCUGGAUGCUGGAAAGACCUCCUCGACUGCCUCCUCUCGUCUCCCACAAGGCUUGUUUCGCCUUCUACGUCGAUGGCACCAAAAUGCACACCGUCAAGGACAUAUCCACCGACGAUCUCAAGCCUUGGUCCACCUCAGGUUCGUUUUUUCCGUAAGACGGUUCAUGUGAAACGGCGUUUCCUCUUCGAAAUUUCUUUUCGAAGUUUGAGAAAAAGUAACUUUUCUGAAAGGACACCCUAGGAAAAGCCGCAGUCUUUUUGAUAUGAUAUAAAAUUUUUUUCUAAAGUUUUGAUUUGAGAUAAGUCUGUGUAAUGAGAACUUCAGAGCCUCUGGAAGGUGAGCCCGUGAUAAAGCCAAACGUCCGGAGACACGCCGUCUCACGAGUCAACAACCGAUUGGUUAUAAUGAAAGGAGAUCCGAGGCUCGCAGAGCUUCACCUCACCGAGUAUAGCGCAUGGCUUCCUCGUCUCCAUCGCCUCCGCAAAAAGGUUUUUCGAAACUUUUUUUCCCCUUUUUUUUUCAAAAGCGCUGGCUCAAUCAGAUAUAUUCUUACAAAUUUUUGCGUAAACUUUAUUUUUAAUCGAAAAAUAGCAUAAGUAAUCCUCAAGGGAUCCUGAGAGGCAGCAAAAAGUUUUAUGUAAAAAAGCUUUUGAGCUCCUUUUUCAUAGCCUCAGCGGAUAAACCUUCACUAAUCGUUUUGGUUGAUUUCCAGCAUUCUUUUUGUUAAAAGAUGCGAAAAAAAAAAUGCAAAAAUGAAGGGAAAAAGGAAAUGAAAAAAAGAUGUGCUGAGAACCCCUUAAAAGGUCUUUUUUCGAGUAGCUUUUCCGUUUCGCCCGAGUAGGUUACAAUUUUCAAAUGAAUUUUGUUUUUCGCUGUCAGCAAGAGCUUAAGAUAGGUUUAGCUAGCCUUACACAGUAUAUUUUUUUAUGUUUAUUAUUAGGUCAGGAAAGAGUUUUAUUUGAAAAAAGACUAAAAGUACGAAAAUAAGUUCGAAAAAAAGUAAAAAAAAAGCCGAGGCAAUAAAGUAAAUAAAAAUUGAAUUUUCUGAAAGAAAGGGUUAUUGGUUUUUUCUUUCAACAGAUUUACUACUUGGCUCGUGACGGACAAGUCUUUGGCAACGUGCUGAUUCUCUACGAUUACACGAUGCCAGGCGAGGUACCCAGUAUUGUAAAUCUGCCCCACGGCAACGACUUGCUCCGCGCCUUGUCCAACAACGACGAACCGGACGAGAGACCGGCGCCUGUCGGAGACGCAGACAACCCGGUUUGUGAAAGAUCUUCUUAAUACUUUCCUCAGACUUUCAAUCAUUUAAAGCCGGAUACGUUUUUUUUUUAGAUCAAGUUCAAAAUUUCCUUUGAAAUGAACGGAACACUUUCUGAAGUUUUUACUAAUUUUUAAAGAUGCGAAGUAUUACAUAUAAAUUGGCGCAGGUAGCAAUCAUGAUAAACCUUUAUCUAAACCUAUAAAAAUUUUUGAGUACUUUUCUAAUGAUUCUAUGAACUUAAAAUACUAGAAAUAAGCGGGAAAAACCAUAAUAAUUUUUAGAAAAAUCUAUCAGGUGAUUAUCGAAAAAUUUGACUCUUGCAAGGACAAUCUUCUCCAUAUCAACAUUGAACAUGGUAAUUUCAGUUUGAAGAAGAAUUGAUCAGUGGACCCAAAGGCGAAAAGUUCCUACGCGUGAGGCCAUCGAAAAUAGGUUGGAUAAACAACAAAAAGCUCCUUUUGCGGUAUCUCAUCAAUGAUCCAAGCUUGUUGUAAGUUCUCUUGCGCCUCACUUUUCCCCAAGUCUUAAUUACAGAGAUCAGUCUGAGUCGUUGAACCGAAAAGUUCCAUUCUUACCUCCUUUGAUUGAAUCGAGCGGAGUUUUCGUUUAUUUCGCGCCGGCUUCUUUCAUCGCAAAUCAACUUCAUCACGCUGGAGAUGGCCUUUCCCCGUGGACCGGUUCAAGUGAGAAAAACAGUUCCUCUUUUUUGAUGGUACGAAAAAAUCUGAAGUCCGGUGUAAUCUUGGAAACCAAAAUCAUGAAAAUUUCAUGAGUUUUUUUUUCUUCUUCUUUUUUCUCUUAUUUCGAUCUCGGAAUAUAAUUCGAUAAAGUCUAUUUGCCGAAUGAUUUUUUUUAUCCAAGAUAUGGUUUCUAGGAUAUGCGGUGUUAAAGUCUGCGUACACAGGCUUAUGGUCCUCAAUAUUUGCGGAUUUGAAAUUUCGUCGUACCAUCCACCUUCCUUGAAGGAAUAUGUGUUUUUCUCAACCAUGAUAAUCAAUUAAAAAAAAUAAUAAAGUUCUCCAAAAGAUGUAAGACCUUGUUCUAAAAUAAUUUAGUUACAAAAAAGUGGAAUUUUGUCUUUUUGCCACUCCUCUGUCAGGUUUUAGUUAUCAAGCUCAACAAGUGCAACCGAGAAGAUGAAUGAAAAAAUAAAUGAAAUUUGAGGUCAAGGAGAGCAAUCACCUAGAGUGCGAUCGGUACGUCGAGCUCUAGUUCAAGACCAAGAUGGCAUUUUCAACUUGACAAAAGAAGACUGGCAGAACACGGGUUUGGCGUUGGUCGAGACGUUGACUGUUUUGGCCAGAUGUCCGAGGCUCAGAAAGCGGGUCAGUGAGGAACGGAGUGCAUUUGUCCUGAGAGAGUCCCCUCUUGGGACCACUUCAAAAAUCCCUAACAAGUGAAAAAGCUGUUCCUAUACGUUUUUCAGUCAGCGGCCCAUAUUGGGUCAGGUUAGUGGAUUCUAUAGGGGUUGCAGUUAGUGGCCUUUCUAGGGAGGCAUGCUAGUGGUCCCUAGAAGGAAAAAAAGAAAAGGUGUCUUUAUGAUAAAACCUUCAUAAGAAUACUUUGAAAAAUUGAAUCCUAAUUAUAGUUUUCAACUCAAAAAUGCGGAUUUGAGGUGCUGUACGUGCAAAGGAACAACGCUGUGGUGAUGGGCGUCGUGUGCUACAUCUAUGAGUAUAUUCGUGACGGACCUCUUCCUACCGUCGUUCGUAGGAUCAACAACGUGGGCUGAAAUGUCUCCUAUGUCGUUAAUCUUGAUUUUUUUUGAAGAAGAGCUGGGCUGAACGACGCAAAUCUUACGUAGGAACAACCAACACUGAGGAGGAAGACUUCAUUGACGUCGAAGACAUCGAGGUCAUCGACGAAGAUGACGUCAUUGACGUGAGCAACGAGGUUGAUCAGGUCAACGUCAUCAACGAUAACGAAAACGAAGUUUUUUCUACGCGUAUUUUCCAUUUUAACCGAAGUUUUAAGUAUGAGGAACUGCCCGAAGAUACCCUCAAUGGAGGUUGGGACAACGAAUUCGAGGAAGAUCCUCUCUCUUCUCAGGAAAAUCCCGAUCCGGUACGUUGAUUUUAGUGGUGACUGUUCAAAGCCUGCAAAAUCAGAAUCGAAAUCAGAAGCAAAAUCAAAAAUUUCUGGCAAUUUCAAUGAGAAAAUCAUUCAAGUUUUUGUUAACUUCAUAAAUGACUUCUUUUUUUUUUUUGGCUGUUUCGCAAUAAAUCUCUUUUUCGAGUUGUGAUGCUUCAAAGUUUCCAAACUACGCAAUUUUUUACAAAAAUCUUUAAAAGCUUCAUAACUUGGAAACUAAAUCUAAAAACGUUCUCUAGUGAGAAGAUAUUUCUGUUGCAGUACUACGAAACUCCUCGGAUGCUCGACACGGGACACGUCUACUUGACCGUCCGGCACAAACGUCUUGUGAGCAGCCUGGACUGUGUUCUCGAGUACAUUUGCAACACGAACAUUGUGUAGGUUUUUCGUCCCGCGUUUUUUCCUAAUUUGUGGCUCAGAGAAGAGAGAAACCUGGUGAAUUACUCGAAGCCAACUCAUCCGCCGAUCGUGAGAAACGCACGGGCUUACGCCUUUUUCGUUGCCGGCACGGCUAUCUUCCCGCACGACAUCAACAGAGACGACUUCUCUCCUUGGUCUCACAACGGAACUCGUCAGUUCUUUUUAUUGCACGAAAAUGUGUCAUUUCUUUCAAACUGUGAUUUUGGUAGAGGACUAGAAUGAUAGUAUAGAAACAUAUUUUUAUAUCUUUUCGAAAAAAAAAAGGCUCACGGUCUCUAUCUAAAACUUUUUUUUGGGUAUCAAUAUUCUGUUUCAUGCUUAGUCGGGCUGUAUAAUUUAAAUAUCACAAAAUAUCGAUUUCUUUGCAGCGGACAACCCGACAUGCUACCGAACGAAAGUCCGCAAGAUCGGAGUGUCGUGUGACGAAGCCGGCUCUCAGUUCCAACUCAAAGACGUCGACUACAAAACUUGUGGUUUUCAUUUGGUGUACUUGUACAGCAUAAACCCAAGAGAUCCGAGAAUGAGGAAAAAGGUUCGUUUCUGUGUAUUUUUUCGUUUUAAAAAAGAUUCUUUUUAGAUUUAUUACCUCAUGGAAACUGAGUCUCGCCUGGUUGUCAGUCAUGCACUUAUCAUAUAUGAUUACAAUAGCGAGGGCAAUUUGCCAAGGUUCCACGGUCCUUAUAUCAAAAGAUUCACGAGGAGACCUCGAAGAGCCGCGGUUCGUUUUAGCUCUUUUCUCUCUGUUUCCCGUUUUUUUUUUUGCUAUCAAGAUUUUUUCUGUCAGGUCCUCCCCUUGCACGACAUCGAUAACGACGUCUCCGACAUCAGCGAGGGAGAGAAGGAGUCUCCGGUUUGUUCCGGAACUUUCUUCGUUCUUUCAAUUCAAUGUCUUCAGUUCGUGUUGCCUGCAUUGGAGGCCGAUGAUGGCACUUGCUACUUGGCUUUGGCCGACAUCGACUUCCUCAACGAUCGAAAUCGACAACUCCAUUAUCUCGUCAACAAGCCCAACCUCUUGUAAUACAUCUUUCCGAAUAAUCUGUCAGAGCUAAAAAGAAAAAUCUCUAAUUCCGAAGCGUUAAAUUUAAUACAGUUGAAAUAUAUUUUUGUUUAUGAUUUUUGACCGGUGUAUGGUCGUCCAAACCAAACUCUCCAUCAUAGUUUUGUUUCAAGAAUGAAAAAUAUAAAAAAACUUUAAAUUUUUAACUUUUCAAAGUUUCGAAACAUCAUUCCCUCUUUUUUUAAUGUGAACUCAACUUUUCUUAUCAAAAAUUUUUAAAAAUCGGAAACUUACAACCUUUUUGAAAAAUGUCAAAACCACUGAAAAAGUUACUCAUAUCUAAAGUUGAAAAUUAUCAAAGUAGCUGCCAGAUUGAUUUAUCUGAAGAAAGCGAUAUUUUUGAUUCUCAGGGAUUCUAUGGCCUGCCUGAACAACCGAGUACCUGUAUUACCACCUGCGACGUUGGGGAAAGGCGCCUUCAUUUUUUUCGUCGAUGGAAUGGAAGUUGAUCCGCGAAACUUGACCUGCGACGGCCUGGCGCCUUGGUCCGAAAGCACCACUCUGAACAAUGGUCAUUUUUUAUUCAUUCGCAUGUUUUUCAACUGAAAGAAAUGACUAAAAGUAGUUUUUUUUUUCGUGGAUAGGAUUUCAUCAACGUUUUUUGAAAAAAUAAUAUAGACUGUGUUUUGUACGAGGCGAGAUAUACUGGCACCAAAAAUAUACAAAAAUUAAUUAUUUUUUUCUUUGCGACUUUGUUAAAUCUCCGGCGUAUUAGGGGGAAAAGUUACACUUGUCAUCCUUUAAAAAAUCACUUAGUGAUAAUUCAUUGAGAACAUACGAAAUAACCUGGAGGUUUGAACUCGAACUUUUUGUUUGCAGGAGCUUUUGCUCGGCGACCCAAGUCUCACAAACUGCCUCUCGGUUUGAAUAGAGAAGGGCAACUCAGAGUGAUUCGCUCAAUGCGAAACGAAAACCACGAAUUCCAACUGCACAUCUAUUCGGCGACUCUACCUCGCUGCCCGCGGCUUCGCAAACGAGUAAAACAUUCUAUAUAAAGUCUCGCUAAACGUUUUUUGCAGGUGGUGUACGUGCUCAAGAACGGGGCACAGAUCGGUCACGCAAUGAUCGCAUAUUGGUUCACAGAGCCUGGGGAAAUGCCGGUGCCUGUGACGCACGGGAACAGCAUCCACAUGGAGACGGCGUUCAUGCGACUGCCGCCUUCGCUCCGCGACGAGGCUCGCCGACUCCUUCUGUCGCUGCCUCCGGGCGAGGUCGCUCGUAUCCUUUCGGAGAAGGCCGACUCUCCCAUUACUGUCCGCUCGGUUUGUUUUCCAAAAUUAGCAAAAAGAGUAUUUUCAUGUUGGCGUAUGAUACAAAAUUCAUCUCAAAGUGUUCUGAAGACGUCGAAAGUUUUCUUCACGAGUCCAUAUUUUUCUUGUAAAAUUUCAAACUUCUUCUUCUUACGCCUUUAUACCGCUUGAGCGGCUUCGGCGCCCCAAAUCGAUUAACCGAGUUCCUAUCCUGAUAUCAGGGUAAAUCAGAGAACUGGCACUAGCGACCUAUCCGUCCUUGUGGGACUGGGGGUUAUGAAGUCGUGGUUCCCCACUAACAACAUUUCUUAAACCCAUUGGUUGAGUCGAGCCGGGGAUCGAACUUGUGACCCUGUGGACCGUAGACAGGCACACAACCUGUUGCGCUACAGUGUGGUCCAGUGAAAAUUCAAGUUCAGCGGGCGGACAUCUCUCAAAAAUCAUCUUUAGGGCAAUAUUUGACUUUCUUCAUCCAUAAACUCCAUCACAUGCUCAUCAACUAUUUCAUUUUUCAGUUAUACAAUGUUCGACGAGAGCUGCGAAGAGACCUCGGAAUAAUUCCGGACAAUGGUCGGAUGCUUCCAUCUGACGUGAAGACAGAGAUACUCGAGGCCCAGUACGAAGACAUGUGGCAGAACCAACCAGUUGACGCUCUCAUGGUGAACUCGAUGAGGAAAGAAGUCCACGCGAUCGUCGACGAAUCCUCGAUGCAAGUCGCGCACACGGAGGAGAUCCAAGGCGGACCCAACGAAAUGCUUUUCCGUCCGAUGCAUCCGCCCAACCCAGGCUCUUCAACAACGAUGUCCACGGCUUUGGGCGGUAGCGGCAGUGCUUCUCAAAGGUCCUACUUGGCAAGUUCCGCUCUAACAAAGGUGGGUGAGGCCGUUAAAUAUCUGUGAAUAAUUCAAUGGAACUGAAGCCGAAAAUUAAUCUGACUAAUACCAUGGUCGCUUACAACUAGCUUAGAAAAAUUGAAAAAUCGGGAAAGGUUGAAGUCUAACUUAACGACGGAAUCUAGUGGAAAAGUGGCUAAAGUGAGAAAAGGCAAAAAAUUUUUUUAAAUAUUUUUGUGCUGAGAAAAUUGUUCCGUUUGCAGCCACUCAUGCCUGGCACCGUCAGGGGCUCUCAAAAGUCAGAUGCGCUUUGGAGGAUCGCAAAGGCGACUUUCGGCACCAUGUCUGACCCUGACACGUUUGAUGCACUGUGGCGGCUGCUGGUUGAGAAGAACGAAGCUAGAAUUUUCCAGAACAUCCAUCACGUAAGUUCACGUUUGCAUACUUCUUUUGAAGUAUACAAGAAACGAAAGAAUAAAAAAGGAAGUUGUUGAAGAAGACGUUCUUAAGUGAUCCCUAGAAUUGCCCAGAAACUUCUGGAACACGUCCUUUUCACGUUAUCAAUGUCCGAGUCAUCAUAACCCACCAAACCCUGACAAGUCUUCCCGUCAAAAUCCCCAAGGGAAGCUCAAAUGUACAAUAUCAUACCUACUUGACAGUUUUAAAAUGUUGUCUAGAGCCCCUUGAUCCCAGUCAAAAUCCCAUGAAAAAAAAGUUAAAUUCUCACUUUUUUGUUUGCAGACAUUUGGCGUCGAAAUAGUACCGGGUUUGGUAGAAGUGGAUCCAAUGGAAAUACAAGUUGCCGAAAACGGAGACGUCAUCCAUCUGGACGAAGGACAAGUGAUAGAGGAGCACGUGGUCGAAGAGGAAGUAGUUCUGGCUCCUGUGGUCGACCUCCAAGGACAGCAGAUCAACGCGGGUGCAGAUCAAGUGAUGUUGGAGCUGGAGGAGUCGAGUGUGCCCGGCGUCGUCGUCGAAGUGGGAGCCCCGGAAAGCGACCAUCAAAAAUAGCGAACUCUUUUUUUCCCUGCAGACCCACUGACUUUUUUCAUAUUGUUUUUUUUUUGUUUUGUUUUAUGUUUUUUGAACCGCAUAUUGUUUCAAUUCACGUGUUUCCCCUUCACAUGUAAAUUUAUUCGGACAUGUCCUUUAUUUGUCCAGUGUCUUCGUCGGCCACGCUUUAUGCAGCAACUAGAAUCUUCACGUUGUUCAACUUUUGGAACUUCUCAUGUUAGGAUUUCUCAUAACUCUGAGGAUAGUUCGGAUUUUCUAUUCAAUUCUUCAUUCUAACGCCUAACCACUUUAUUCUUAUUUCGCUGAAACGAAUGGAUGUGUUAGUCUGUAACUUGCUUCCAAUGGAAGCCAUUUCUCCGUUUCGAUUGAUCUCGUUUUUCAAAUCGCAGCUUUUUUUUCCCAGAUAUUCACUCCGAUUAUUUUCUCGAAUUUGUACUUUGAAGCCUUCCAACUCUGUAAAUUAUAUUCGUAUAGUUUUGGCGAUGAUAUGAUGAAAUUUCGUAUUCAUUUCUAAUGUCCAAAUAAAUUAACCAUUUGCGUUUUUUGUUUUAAAACUCGAAGUUUCUAUGAAUAUUUUUCUAAAGUUUAAUAAAUUGUUCUCUUUGUAUUGGUUAAUCGGAUAUCUGCAUCGCGAUCUUGGUCAGCGAUCGCACGGCCCCCAACCAGUAAGAUUGUAGGAAUUCGGGGGGCGGAGUCGAGUUUUCGUUUAAAAUGCGCUCCUCGAUUUCGCUUUCCGCAUUCUCGUCUUUCCUCAAGCCUCAUGAAGCCCUUGAUUGACGACGAAGACGUCGAGGUCCAGCGCUUCAGAAGGUUUUCCUCUCCAGACGACACGACCCUCGUUUUAAGGAGCGUCUUCACUUCGAUCGUCUUCUCGACGGCGACGGUCCUCGGCUGCGUCCUCCUGAUGCCUGUCGCCUAUCUGAAUGUCCAACGAGUUCACACGGACCUUCUCCACGAAGCUCACUUCUGCAGUGUCUGUUAUUGAGUUCUCUUCACCUUAGGAUCGCAAAACUAUUGAAAGAAGUUAACUUGAGAAGAAAAGAGAAGCCGUAUUUUUUCCCUUCAUUGAGAAAGUCAUCUUGAUUUUGUUAUUCAAGUAUGAAAAGGAACAUGAGACAAAUCGUUCCAGAAGCGGAGUGAAGAUCUUUGGCGACAGGCGAUGUCGGUUUCGCGAGAAGAUUUCGACGGCCGUCCCAGAAGGAGCGUCGUCUCUGGCGGCACUUGGCACUUCGGACAGUACAUUCCGGCCAAGACGUUUGUCGAUGAUAUACCUCUUUCGAUGUUGAAUUUUUGACAGACGCUCGAGAAGAGAAUACCAGACGGGAGCCGGUACAGCCGGAGAGGGUUCUGCGGCCUGUAGACGUGGUCCUCCGGGGCCUCCAGGAGACAGUUUUCUUUGUUCGUUGGGUUUUGUCUCAACAAACUGAUUGCAGACGGAUCUGACGGGGCUGAUGGCCAAGAUGGACAGGUCGGAGCCGAUGGAACUCCAGGACAGGGUCUGUGGAUUUGGAAAAAAAAACUAGUCAUUGUUCUCACCUAAAUCCUUCAGAAAAAAAACUAAUCAUUGUUCUCACCUAAAUCCUUCAGAUGCUGAAGCUGGAUAUCAAGAAGCGCCGCAGGUGAAUGCAGAGGCGUCUUGCGCUCGUGAAUGUCCGCCAGGAGCUCCAGGGCCAGUUGGUCCUCCAGGCGAGAAAGGACCACGAGGUUGGUCUUGCAGAUUUUUGUGGUACUACUUUUUUUGUGCAGGUUAUCCCGGUGAGAGCGGCGAACCAGGCUCACCAGGUCAGCCGGGAGCCAAAGGAGCUCCGGGAAAGAUAGGGCAGACUGGCCCUCCCGGGUAUCCUGGCCGACGGGGCGCUCGGGGAGACAACGGCAAAGUGGUCAGUUUCAUUUGGAGGACGCCGCAAAAUUUUAUGAGGUGUAGGGUAGAUGCAAAGGCGUGCCUAUAGCUGAUUCACGGCUGUCUUGAACCAUCGAAAAAAAGAGUCCUGACGCGAUAAGAAACGAGACAGCGUCUGGUUCGUGGAGAGCGCAAACAGGCCACGCCCCCUUAGCGUUUUAAGCCAGCCGUGAACCAGCUAUACCUGGAAUUAUCAAAAAAAAAGGAGCUUCCAAAAGGUUGAGAAAUCUCACUCACUCAAACAAACAAAAAUAGAAAUAAAUGUAACCAAUUUGUUCAAAUUUUUUAAAUUUUUCGACGAGAUUUUUGUAUAAUAGCUCUCCGUGGCUUCAGAUGCUGACAAGUGCUCCAGCCGGAGCUCCUGGCAGAGUUGGAGAGAUGGGCCCGACGGGCCCACCUGGACCUCCCGGAGACAAAGGAAAGCCUGGCGCUCCCGGAGCUCAAGGACUGCCAGGAGAUCAAGGAAAUGCUGGCUCCUACGGAAAGCCAGGGCCGUCAGGAGCCCCCGGACCCGACGGCGAAGGCGGACAGAAGGUGCGUCAUCCGAGGCUUUUUCGCGAGUUUUUGUUGACAGGGCUCCUGCGACCAUUGCCCUCCUCCGCGCACUCCUCCAGGCUACUAG